AUGAGCAACGAUAUGCGCCAAGCCCCAGAGGCCGGUAGCAGGUCAAAACGGCGAUUGACCGACGCCGACGAAGAUGCCAGACGCAUGGCUGCUGACGACAAUUCCGCGCAAUCCAAGCGGCAGCGAGUGUCGCGUGCCUGUGACAGCUGUCGCUCCAAAAAGGAUAAAUGCGAUGGGGUGCAGCCGGUCUGCUCGACUUGCGCAUCAUUAUGCCGACCUUGCACCUAUAAGACCAACCCCAAGAAGCGAGGCCUGCCGACCGGAUACAUUCGCACGUUGGAGUUGCUAUGGGGGCUUGUCUUUUGCAAGAUAAAGGGGAGCGAGGAGGCGGUCCGCGCCUUGCUCAGGGCAGCCAAUAUGCCGAGUCACCUGGCUAAUAUGGGCAAAGAGGCGGAGGGUUCCGAUGACCUUGUCUCGUCCUGGAAGAAUAGCAUUGUUCUCAAAGAGAUAGAGCGCAUGUUGACUUUUUUGGACCAGCCCGAAGAGGAACAGGACAAGGCAAUUCGUGGACCUGGGGAGAUGGACUCUCCGGAAGCUGGGGGGAGCAGCGCGCUCUCGGACACCCUUGAGUGGCAGCUACCUGAAGGUGUCACGGAUGCGUAUCGAGAAUCACAGACUACUGGUCUAUCUCCUUCCAAAACGCCCUCAUCUGGACCUUUCCCCAGUCACCCGCCACCUCGUAUCACAAAAGACAGCGGCAUCCAGACAGUCCUCAGUUCAGAUACCAUUGGCGCCUCUACAGGGAACCUGUUGUCGCCGCCUCUCAUACAAUCACAAGCCUCAAACGCCCCUCGACUUCCCUCCAAUGUGUGGACACUGCUUGAUGUCUACUUUUCUUACACACAGUGUUGGUUUCCCAUUCUCGAGAAGCAUGAUAUACUUCGAACAGCAUUCCGGCAGUCUGAAGAUAAUGUGCAAAUUUCGCCUCGGACCGCAGGGUCCGGGGACUAUGCUGCCCUUUGGGCAGUUUUAACUCUGGCGUCCAUGCAAGAGAGGUCUAUCGCCGCCACCCGUCAGAUGGCCGGUCUGAAUAACCGGCCACGCUCUAGUCAGCUGUACGCCACGGCAAAAGCGUUGAUACCCGCUGAGGACGGCAUGCAUGAGAUUGGGCAUGUGCAGGCGCUGUUGAUAUUAUCCUUAGUUAAACUCGGACAACAAGAAUGGAAUGCUGCAUGGAUGCUGGUAGGGCAAGCGGUUCGAACUGCACGGUGGCUGGGUUUGGGAUCCCCACUGACUGGCAUGGCUGGAGAUGAGAAGGGCUCGGCACGGUCAAAGCAUGUCUUUUUAGGCUGUUUCGUACUGGAAACACUGAUUGCCAUCAAGACUGGUCAGGCACCGUCGCUACGCAAAGAGGAUCUUGUCAAGACCGGCCCGAUCAAUGAGGAUGGUCUGGAGGAAUGGCAUCCUUGGGAAGAUCAGACCGGUCUGCGGCCCCCAGAAUCGUCGCGUGGUCCUUCCCACCGUGGGCCUCUUCAUGCUCUCAGCACAUUCAACCGGCUGGUCUCUUUGAUGUGCAUCUUGAACGAGGCUUCUUGCACAAAGCAAUUGGAGAGCAAUCCGACACCACAACUCGAGGCGCUAGAACGCCAGUUACAACAUUGGGUGUCGGCCCUCCCUAAAAGCUACCGUGUUGACUUGCAAAGUCCGACAAGGCUUGCCUCGCCUCAUGUAUUUGGAUUGGAAAUGAUGUUUGAAAGCUGCGUCACUGCUUUAUCUUUGGAUACUCUACGCCAGGGGGAUAAACACAUGUCAGACACGAGAAAGAGUCGUGCGAUUGAGAGCUUAAAGAGACUCCUGCUGCUGUUGCAGAAAUACAUGGAAACUUAUAGCCUGGCGGCGACAAGCCCAAUUUUUGGAAUGCUUUUGACGUUCGGUAUCUCCCCGGGGGAGAGGAAGGAUGCGCCAGGGACGUUUGAAUUUGAUCUUGGCCUCAAGGACAAACUUGAAGCGUACUCCUCGCAUCUUUCUACGGUAUGGUUGCAGGACAGCGCUACAGAGGGAGCUGGCUUCUCACUGAGAGUGGAGGAUGCGAUCGUACCGAUGUCAGCAGCUGACCGGUUGAGUCAUCUACAUAACGUUGAUGCACCUGCUCGAGAUGCAUUGUCGGACAGUAUGGCUGGCCAUCCUGCCUUGCGGCCCUUGGAUGGCAGUGGACAACACGAGAUUCGGGCUAUGUUCUCCACACCGGACUCGUUCUUGACAAGUGCCUGGGCAAGGACGCCGAAUGUCGAAGGCAACGUUGCUCUGUCUUUACCCACACCUUCCGUCAGGGGAACCGCCGGACCUACGCGUCACGCUGCCCAACUACAAAUCCCCACCCAGGGACCUCGUUCUUCGAUCUCGUCCGCUCCAAAACUCAUCAAUGACAGAAGUACAAUACCAGACAUACCAUCACCCUUUCCCGUAAACACGCCCCAGUACCAGCAGACGUAUAGUGAUCCGAAUCUGCACCUUGGGACAUUUGUUGAUAUUGAAGGAUAUGCAUCUCUACGCCGACCGCGGAUUGCGCCAGAUCUUGAUGCAUUAUUUGACGAGCUGGCAUCGUUGGACGGUACCGAGAAGGGUGACCACCAGCCCGAGUUUAUGCAGAAUCUGGGGUUUGUCCCUGACGCCGGGUUUUCAGAGCUAUACUCGUACUCCAGUCAGGAGCCUUUUCUUCUGGCACAGACCCAGCAACUUCCCGAGGGUUCUACAGUCAUACGGCGUGAAUCACAGCAGAAGCGAUGA
Molecule: messenger RNA, 2727 nt
Organism: Aspergillus udagawae
Lineage: Eukaryota; Fungi; Ascomycota; Eurotiomycetes; Eurotiales; Aspergillaceae
Product: putative C6 transcription factor QutA
Exons: 2
Coding region: 1-2727 (908 amino acids)
Biological process (GO): DNA-templated transcription; positive regulation of transcription by RNA polymerase II
Molecular function (GO): zinc ion binding; DNA binding; DNA-binding transcription factor activity, RNA polymerase II-specific
Source: RefSeq, a predicted model, not a curated record